UACAAACUUUUGUCAGUGCAGUUAUCAUUCCUAAUUCAACUAAAAAUCAUUAAAAUGGACAAUAGCUCUCGUAAUCUGAGCAGAAAAGUGAGUAUGAAUUAAUACUUUGUGACGUGUGUGAAAAGCUGUUCAGUCAAAGCAGCAAUCUAAUGACCCACCGGAAGACGCACAUGGCAGAGAAACCGUUCCCGUGUGACGUGUGCGACAAGUGGUUCAAAACUAGCAAUCAUCUGACGGUACACCGGCGGACGCACACUGGAGAGAAACCGUUCCCAUGCGAUGUGUGUGACAAGUGGUUCAACACUAACUCUGAGCUGAUGGUACACCGGCGGACACACACAGGAGAAAAACCGUUCCCGUGCGAUGUGUGUGAAAAGUCGUUCAGUCAAAAGAGUAAUUUGAUGGUACACUGGCGGACACACACUGGAGAUAAACCGUUCCCAUGCGAUGUGUGUGACAAGUGGUUCAACACUAACUCUGAGCUGACGGUACACCGGAGGACACACACGGGGGAGAAACCAUUCCCGUGCAAUGCGUGUGACAAGUGGUUUAAAACUAUCUAUGAAAUGACAGUCCACCUGAGGACUCACACGGGAGACAAACCAUUCCAGUGUGAUGUGUGUGAAAAGUCGUUUACUCAAAAUUGCAAUCUAAUGGCCCACCGGAGGACGCACACGGGAGAGAAACCAUUCCCGUGCGAUGUGUGUGAAAAGUCGUUCAGUCAAAAGGGUAUUUUGAUGGUACACCAGAGGACGCACACGGGAGAGAAACCGUUCCCAUGUGACGUGUGUGACAAGUGGUUCAAAACUAGCAAUCAUCUGACGGUACACCGGCGGACGCACACUGGAGAGAAACCGUUCCCAUGCGAUGUAUGUGACAAGUGGUUCAACACUAACUCUGAGCUGACGGUACACCGGAGGACUCACACGGGAGACAAACCAUUCCAGUGUGAUGUGUGUGAAAAGUCGUUUACUCAAAGCUGCAAUCUAAUGGCCCACCGGAGGACGCACACGGGAGAGAAACCGUUCCCAUGUGACGUGUGUGACAAGUGGUUCAAAACUAGCAAUCAUCUGACGGUACACCGGCGGACGCACACUGGAGAGAAACCAUUCCCGUGCGAUGUGUGUGACAAGUGGUUUAAAACUAUCUGUGAAAUGACAGUCCACCUGAGGACUCACACGGGAGACAAACCAUUCCAGUGUGAUGUGUGUGAAAAGUCGUUUACUCAAAGCUGCAAUCUAAUGGCCCACCGGAGGACGCACACGGGAGAGAAACCGUUCCCAUGUGACGUGUGUGACAAGUGGUUCAACACUAACUCUGCGCUGACUGUACACCAGAGGACACACACGGGAGAGAAACCAUUCCAGUGUGAUGUGUGUGAAAAGUCGUUUACUCAAAGCUGCAAUCUAAUGGCCCACCUGAGGACCCACACGGGAGAGAAACUGUUCCAGUGUGAAGUGUGUGAAAAGUUGUUCAGUCGAAACUGUAAUCUAACUGUACACCGGAGUAGGCACACAUAAGAUAAACCUUUCCUGUUUAACGUGUUUGAAAAGUAAUUAAAAACUUAAUAUGACCUGACUGUACAUUGGAGGAUUCACGCCCGCAAGAUCCGAGAUCUUAGAUUGAUAAAUUAACAACUAGAUCGUCGUCAAUCUUAAUCUUCUAUCAUUUACUUUUCGAAAAAUGAUUUUUCCUUUGUUUAAAGCAUAUAGCUUAUAUUUUGCUCAUUUGAUAACAAUUCUGACAGUCAUAAAUAUUAUAUUAUAAUUUAAAACAGUAAUUCAUUAAUAUUUGCCAUUCGUUAUAACUAUACUCUGGCCCACGAGAGUCCAUACGUACUGACGUACGCGAUGUCUACCGACCAAAUUGUCUCCCACCAUAGUGCCAUUCCCACCACUCGGCAAAGUGAAUACGACGGGUCAUAAAAACAAAGCUCAUUAAUUGCCUUUUGCGGGUGUUAUGUGAUUCUCCAUAUUAAAUAAAAAAAAAUCGCAAAAAUCUCGUAAAAAUAUACGUUUACGUA
Acyrthosiphon pisum (pea aphid) is the source of this 2023-nucleotide messenger RNA. Its product is annotated as zinc finger protein 271-like. The coding region runs from base 150 to 1520 and encodes 456 amino acids. Gene Ontology annotation, cellular component: nucleoplasm. Lineage: Eukaryota; Metazoa; Arthropoda; Insecta; Hemiptera; Aphididae. The transcript has a single exon. The record is from RefSeq and is a predicted model, not a curated record. Gene Ontology annotation, biological process: negative regulation of transcription by RNA polymerase II; regulation of immune system process; regulation of cytokine production. Gene Ontology annotation, molecular function: DNA-binding transcription repressor activity, RNA polymerase II-specific; RNA polymerase II cis-regulatory region sequence-specific DNA binding.